AUGACGAAACAUAAAUCAAUCGGAACCCCAGAACAUGGCAAUUUAGACCAUGAAGUCCGCAGGAGGUGUGACGGAGCCAAUCCAUGCAGUCGGUGCAAGACACACAAUACUAUCUGCUUCUUUGGGAAGAAGACGAAACCUCAUUACCAGAUGUAUCCCCAGGGAUAUGUCAACCGACUCGAACAGCAAGAGCAGUACCUAGUCUGUGGACUUCGAAUAUUGUAUCGACAAGCUUGCAAUUGCGGAGCCUGGCCUGGCGAGCCCCUGAAGUGUGAAUUAAAUGGACAUCCUCUUACACACGACAUGCUGACGCGGCUUGGGGCAUUGGAUUAUGACAAGAAUGCAGUACUUGAUAAGAGUGAAGACACCAUGCUACAGGAAUGCCGGAAGAAUAAAGGUCAUACGCAGCUUCCAGUCUUCUCGAAUAGUAGCCCGAACAGCGUACAAUCGCUGGCACUUUCAUUGCAUUUUUCAGAUCCCUCUCAGCGACAAAUACCGGCUAAGCUGUCCGCAAUCAGUGAUACGUUGCCAGCGCAGAGCCCGAGAGCACUCAUAAAUGCUGAAAUAUCUUCCAACCCCCAUGAAAUACUUACACCAGCAUCGAUGGAAGAAGUUAUCUGUGCCUGCCCAGUACAAGACCCGCCAGAUUGGAUGGCUUUUGGCUCGAUUCCUUCCGACAGAAUGGAUACGCCAGCCGCUGCCCAACAAACAGACCUCUAUUUCGAUUUCGAAACAUGCCCAACUAUGCUUAAUUACCAAUUACCCACCGAUGGUAUUGAGUUGCCGGAUAAUCCUGAUAGUUUUGACUUACUGUGUGGCUGA
Messenger RNA from Aspergillus ochraceoroseus IBT 24754, 822 nucleotides. RefSeq lists its product as uncharacterized. NCBI's taxonomy places the organism in Eukaryota, Fungi, Ascomycota, Eurotiomycetes, Eurotiales, Aspergillaceae. The transcript has 3 exons. Gene Ontology annotation, biological process: regulation of DNA-templated transcription. The record is from RefSeq and is a predicted model, not a curated record. The coding region runs from base 1 to 822 and encodes 273 amino acids. Gene Ontology annotation, molecular function: DNA-binding transcription factor activity, RNA polymerase II-specific; zinc ion binding.